Messenger RNA from Macrosteles quadrilineatus (aster leafhopper), 3244 nucleotides. RefSeq lists its product as uncharacterized. NCBI's taxonomy places the organism in Eukaryota, Metazoa, Arthropoda, Insecta, Hemiptera, Cicadellidae. The record is from RefSeq and is a predicted model, not a curated record. The coding region runs from base 96 to 2135 and encodes 679 amino acids. The transcript has 7 exons.
UCUGUUGCGGCGUUGUGAUUUGUUUGGCAGUGGCAGUGGCAUUGUCGCGAGUCUCCGGGUGGAACUGAGUGAAUGGUGUUCGGAUAGGUGUUGGUAUGGUAAUCAUGGAUUACAGGGAUUUGCUCACGGAAGUGAGCUCAUUCCUGAGAGUGACGUUGGCGCAGGAGAAGUUGUCAGAACAUGCUGAGAUGUGUCGUCAACAGCUGAUAACUCGACUGAUGAUACGAGAAGGCUCUCCUCCACAAGCUUACAUUGACAUGAACGGAAAAACCUCCUGCCAGAAACUCCAAACCCAGAUUAGUGAUUGCUACGAAGAAUUUGACAAUUCUUUUGAUAGUUACAAAAGUCAACCACAAGUCAACAAAAGUUAUGUAAACAACCUUUACAACAUUCUCUCUAAAACCAAUGAAGAAAACACCUACGCAAAUGAUGAAGAUUCUAGGAACUGCCUCACUAAAAACCAAAGCCAAGAAGACAAUAUGUAUAUAAAUCCUUCUUCGCCGUUAGCAAACACUCCGGUGCAGAAACCGUCGUUACCUAGUAGACCAACGUCAAAUUCAAAUUCCGAACGAAACUCGUUGAUAAGUUUGAAAAAAGAUUCUGACACGUCGAGUUUUACAUCCAGUUCUACCCGAGGUGAAGAAUCAGCGGAGGUAGUCUCGUUGUCUGCUUCUGCUUUACGUUACGCUGCGUCCAAGUGUGGGGUUUUGGGCCGCAGAGAAAAGUUCCUCUUUGUAGACCAUACAAAGCAAUACUGGGCAGCAGUAGUGCAGCAGUCGAUGUUCAUGUACUCUACGGACAAAGACAACAAGCCGAUAGCAGUGGUCGACAUUACCGGUUACCAGGCUCGUCCUGUCGCUACCAACAACAAGAUUGACUUCAAGUUUGAACUAGUGGCUCCUGGAAAGAAAACUUACCAGUUUGUUGCGGAUAAACAAUCAGACAUGGAUAAGUGGAUUGAGGCUAUCAAUGUGGCGUCUAAGCUAGAAGAGACACGACAACUUCCAUCACCUCCGCCUGCCGUGACAGCUCUGGAAACUUACGACCAGCCUGACAGCGUGAUCAGACCAGUCUCUACGGAAGCAGAGUACGAACUGCCAGAAACAGUGUUACGAAGCCACAACACCCUCGUCACAUGGCGAACAGUUCACCGAAACUCAGAACCUCGCCUGUUGCCUUCACUUCCCCAAGAAACUUAUGACUCUCCAGACCCAAAGUCCAGGCGAGUAUCGGAGGUCAGAGGCAGGUGUGUGUCUGAAACGUACGAGAGUGUUCAAGAGGAACUAUACCAUUGUAUAGAAGACCAACAAGAACCACAGAAACCAAAGCAAGCGUUGCGGCGACUACCUUCUUUGCCUCUGGAGGCAACGACCCAGCCAACUCCUUUAGAAGAGAUGUAUGAAAUGCCAGAGUCUACGCUAAGACCAGAGGAGAUGUACGAUAUGCCAGACUCAAAAAUAAGACCAGAGGAAACAUAUGACAUGCCCGAGUCAAAAAUAAGGCCAGUUAUACAGGACGAGUUGUACUCAGUGAUUGAUGCUCAGCCAGUUUGUCAGGAGGCUGUGUACAAAAACUUAAAGGACAACUUUUGUGAUCGAGAAGAAGACAACAACUACUACAAUCUAGUGACGUCUUAUCCGGAGAAAGAGGUUGAUCAAGAAUGUAUCUACAACGUCAUUGCUGAGCAGAUACCAAUGCUCAACAACAAGACUUCUGAGGAUCAACUGAUGCUGGAUGAUAACAAGACUUCCGAGCAACGACAAAUGUUUGAUAGCAAGACUUUUAAACAACGACCAAUGCUAAACAAAGAGGAUCAACACGUGCUCGAUAAAAAUACUUCUGAGCAAAGACCAAAGUUUAUUACUGAACAACGACCAAUGCUCAACAACAAGAUUACAGAACAACAAAAUACCACUGAGCAGCAACAGAAACUAACCUCAUCAGACGAGCUAAAGAAGCCACCAAUCAGUGUAAAACCAAUCCUGGCAAAUUCACAGACGGAUACAGUAAAACUAAAAAAGGGAGACAAGAAACUCGCUCCUUUUGUGAGUAGCAUGGCAACAAUAUUCAACAAACCCAACAAGCCCCUACUUAGAGAAGUUAAACCUCCUGUAAUAAAUAAAACUUGCCAGUAGAGUUUGGAUAAGUACCAUAUUGUGAAGUGGAUAGAUCCUUUCUUUUCACAAUGGCAUCCGUAAUGCUGCUGUUUAUGAACAGUAGUCAGGAGGUAUUGAAAAUCCAAACACAUUUAUACUCGUCAAGAAAUAGAUUGAAAAAUAACCAAAUAUUCUAACGCAAACAUAUUCCUAUACACUUCAUAAAAAAUUAUAAGACUUUCUGUGAUAUUUAUUGAAACUCAUUUAGUUUGUAUAUAGUUGAGUGUAUAUAAAUUUUAGUGUAUAUUUUGCUUAUGUUGUGUUUUGUAUCGCAAGUUGUAGUAGGUUUUUUGUUGAAAAUAUACAAUCAGUAUACAGUUUUGAUUACUUCAAAGUUUGAUUACAUUUCAUUGUGUAUGUUUAUACGGAUUUUACCGAUAUUAGUUACAUUUUUAAAGACACAAAAUGUAGUAUCUUGUAUAUUUUUAACAUGGUUAUAUUGCUGCUACAGUGGAACCAUGGAAAAAUGAACUGUUGUGUUCUGAAACUAAAAUAUUGUAAUAAUGUGGGGAAUUCAAUAAAAACCUUUUAAAUAAAUAAGAUAAGAGUUAGUAUUAAUUUUGAGGAACUGUAAAGCUAAUGAAAGGAGCAUUGUUUUUUAAUCAGUGACUUAAACCGUGCACCACUAGCUCAACAUUGCAUUGUCAACCUGGUUUGAGCAGAAAAUUACAGAUUUUGUUAAAACAAUAUGAGGUGAUUUAUAUUGUCAAUGGAUGACACUUACUUCAAAUUCCCAUUCAUAAGUAACACUUAGUUGUUUAUUUUUUAUUUUUAGUAAAUUUUUCCUAAAAUGUUUAUCAGUAGGAUACAGCAAAUUCCAUAGAAAUGAAAGGGUUGCUCCAAUUACGUGGAAUAUUUGAGUUUGGACUUACAAAUUUCCACUGUAUGUAAAAAAUAAUCUAUAGGUUUCUUCUUGUUAAAUGAAAUGAAAACUAAUGAAUAUAUCAUAUGAAUUGCAUUUGAAACGAGUAACAUCCAUGCUCAAUAAAUUAUGUUUUAUUAUGUGUACCCUGUACCACCAUAUCACAAGCCAAAGGUACCAUAAGAUAAACUGAAAUAAAUGUUUUCUUUUUUUAAUAUUUAACUUA